AUGGCGUCUUUAGUUUUCAUGCUCCGAUGCCUUUGCCUCUCGUAUCUCACGAACCUUGUUUGCUCAGUGGACUGCUCUGCCCAGCCUCCAGUGCAAAGAGCCUCGAAGGGGCGUCCUGUGAAGCUCACAGGGCUUUCCAUCAGUCAUGAGAUCUCUGAAGAGGAGCUGGACCUCAGCAUCCAGGCCAGCUCCGGUUCUGUGAGACUUCUACUACUUGAUGGCCUGCAGCUCUUAGAGGGAGGAGGCUCCCAUUCUGUGGCCGUUCGUGCGACCUUACCAUUGCUGCAGGCUGCAUUGGAACAGGUACAAUACACAAGUUGUACUGAUUGCUCUGCAGUGCUGGAUUCCAUACAAUUGACUUGUGCCAGCCCCAACAACAUGCAGUCAGAAGCCAUAGUGCAAAUGGAGAUUGACUCGGUGCUGCCAUAUCUCCGUGCUGCAUCACUGUAUCGCGAAAUCAAGAACUAUACUGCGCAUGUAUUUCGGGACGUUUCGCUGGAGUAUGCCAUGUAUUCGGGAAUACUGCAGCUCAAUAUCACUUCCAGCAGUGGCACUGUGGCUGUUGAGCAUGACUGGGAUGCACCUGGUGCCAUUCUUAAAGGAACCGCAGCUGAAGUAGCUUGGAUUUUGAAGAGUAGCGGCGUUACCUUCAAGCCGAAUCGGAGCCAGACCUUCGACCACCUGGUCAACCUCCAGCUUUGCCUCACCGACGAGACGGGUGCUCCAGUCUCCGAAUGCAUCACUUUGUCUCUCAAGGUUCUAGGUCUGGAAGUGGCAGCAGUGGUGGAUGAAGAGCUGAAGGUGGGAGGUGAGCCUGACACUGCUGUGGCCUCUGCUGUGGCCUCCGUGGCCUCUGUGGAAUCCCAUAUUCUUCAUGUUUGGAUGCCUGCAGCAGAUGAGAUGCCACACCUGGAGCCAUGUGAGUCCACUGGCGUUGACGAAGUCUGGUUUAGGAUUCAGGAGGAUGUUUGGGAAGCUCCUAUUUGUAUUGACCUGAGAGGCGACGCUGAUGAAAGCGCCACCUAUGUGGAUCUGCAGGUUUCUGUAUCGACUGGUAUGGUCCAUUGUGAUGCUUUUGCAGGACGGAGGGCAGGAAUCUUCACCACAAGAUGUGCAGGUACUUCGAGCGAUCCCUCCUUUCCCAGUUUGGCCUCUUGCGAAGUUGGUGCCGAAGUGGCUCUGAGGCCAACUCGAGGUGAAGUGCGAGAAUGCCUUCGCCACUUGGUCUUCACGCCCCCCUCUAACUUUGAUGGAGAGGUAUUGAUGAGAAUCACUGUGGCAUUUGUAGAUGUCUUUGGGGCUGAGCCACGCAAGAUCAUUCAGGAGUCGAAGAUCCAAGUCGAGGCGGUGAAUGACAUGCCAUGGCUCUACUGGGUAACCUUGCCUCCACAGGAGAUGCUGAACAAUGAGUCGUUCCCGUUCCGCGGCAUUCGGGUCUAUGAUCCGGACGUUGUGGGAUGGCGUGCAGAACGUGCUGAGAGCUUCACCCUCACUUUCCAGACGCUGGUUGGGGAGAUCUUGUUUCCCUUGGGCGAACCCCUUUGGCAAGAGCAAGUUCCUGCGCCUCCAUAUCCGAGCCGCUACCUUCGUCUUCAGGGCACGUUGCAGCAAAUUCAAGAGUCCUUCAACAGAGUGCUCUACAAGCCACCAGGGUGGUUUGCGGGGGAAGAUGAGGUGUUUGUGCGUGUCUCUGAUGGUGGCUUGGAGGGUGGCAGAAACCUCACGGGUGAGCUCGCCUUUCGUGUGACGGUCUUGCAGGCUCGACUUCCGGUUGGUCUCAUUGUGAAGACGGCAGCGCUGAAGAGCAAGGAGGAUGAGGCCUUUUGGUUUGGCCAAGCUGGGGGAAUUCACAUCGAUUUCCCUGCACCAGAGCCCAAGCUCUAUCUGAAGAUCUCAUCCACCGAUGGUGCCCUGCUGUUGGAUGAGAUGGUCCACUUGUCCUUUGGUUCGGUCCUUUCCUCCUCCACAACACGCCUGGAAGUGAUUGGGUCUAUGGCCGUGCUGGACACUCUGUUGCAGGAGGUGCGCUGGAAACACCCAAACCGAGACUGGGUGAGUCCUCCAGCACAACCGGCCAAGAUCGAGCUGCAGGCGUGCCAAUGGGAUUUGGAUCUGAAAGUUACCAUGGCAGACACCUGCUCCACAAGGGCUUUGACAGUGGAGGUAGAGCCGGUGGACGACACACCGGUGCUUUUCUCUUUGAAUCAUCCCUGGGCUUUACCUCUACAUGUCCAGCAGGACACCCCGAAGUCCUUGUGCUGCUUUAAGAUCCAUGACAUCGAUCUGCGCUCCACUGGGGCCGUGGGUGCCCCGUGGCCCUUUGCGAUGCGGAUCAUGGCGAAGUAUGGAAACAUCAGCAUGGCAGUCUCGGAGCAGGUGAUUCUCACCGAGGCGGAGCGGAACCUCAUUGGUUUGCAAGGCUCAGCUGCUGAUUUGGAAGAUGUCCUCAACACCUUGAGCUACACUCCUCCAGCGCAGAUGACUCACCGCCAUGGUUUGGACCACUUGUGUCUCUUUCUCCGAGACAUCUCAAGCUCCUUGAGGGUUGGCAACAUCCGCCGCUAUACUGGCUGUUGGGACAUCGACAUUGAGCCGGCUGCAGCACCCGUGCCACCGCCGCCAGCACAACCGCAGCCACGAAGUAGCCAGCGCGAGGUGCCCUGCGACUUCAAUAUCCAGAAUGACAGCGAAAAUGAAACAUGUGAAAGGCUGACAGACCUGCCUCGCAGACCACCUCCUGUGAUGUUCAACCGCGAAGAGAGGGAGGAGAACAUUAGCUGCAACGACAGUAUCAGUGGAAAUUGCAGUGGCGACGUAGAUGAUGCGCCUGAAAUUGAGCCUGCAGUUUUAGUGGAAGAGUUGCCAGAGAUCGAGCAGCUUCCGGAGUUUAAUCCCAUGAUCCCAGGCUUCUACAAUCAGACGACUGCCAUCCAGGAUUCUGCGAACUCCUCUUGGAGCAACUUAUCAAGCUCCAACUUCACCACAGAGGAUCCCAGAGACGUGGUCUACAGCACCCUAACGGUGGAGGCUGAGGCUCUGGAGGCUCCGAACGAGACGGUCGAAGCAGAGAAUGUGACAGCCAACAGUUUGCAGAUCUAUGCCCUCAGCAGCAGCGUGUCCAUCGCUCAAGGAUCAGACCUCUUGCUGAGCAAUCUCCUCCGGGUGGAGGAUCAGUCACCACUGCUGUGGGGGUCUGGUGUACUUGGCACACCCAACUACUUUGACCUCCAGCUUGAGUUGGCGGAUGGAUUGAGCUUUGUGAAGCCUUUGCCUGUGCAGUGCACAAAUGAGCGGGUCAUGAAUUGGACCAAUCCUUGGGAGGUUGCGAGGGCUCAAGGCACCAUCGGCGGCCUAUUCCAACAGACGAGGCUCAACUUGCACGCAUCAGUGGAGCUUCUACAGCAAUGCCUCCAAUCCCUCAGCGUGCACGUUCCUUGGAAUACUCCGGUGACUGCUGAUGCGCCCUCCACUGGGCCAAGCAUCAUGUCCACUGUUCCGGCCAAUGGCUCGGAGGAUGUGACCACCUCGAACUUCCAGGUAUUGUUGACCUUCAAUGACUGGGUUCAAGCUGGAGAAGGGAACUUCCAGAUCAUCGACUGUGGUGCGGAUAACAUUUGUGGACAGGGCGGCACCUUUGACGAUACCUCCGUGGACAUCAACGUCCAGGAUACGUUCUCUGUGACCUUCACCAAGAACUUGGUCUUGAUCACGUAUCCCCAUCGGCUUUCGGGCCUUCACCUCCAUCAGUUCUAUGUGCCUGAAGGUGUCAUCCGGGACGUUUCUGGGACAAACUUCUCAGGAAUUGCAGUGGAGAAUUUCACGAUCCGUACGGGUCUUACUGGCGCUAGCCCUCUCGGGUGGCGAGUGCUGUCUAGCAACAUCUCAGGAGCUGGCGCUGAUGGUUGGCACGUUUGUGAAGCUCAGUUCUACCUCUCCACAGACUGCAGCACGGAUUUGAUUGCUGGCACACCGGCUGGUAGUAGCGAGGUGAACGAGAGUACCUUUCAGCAGAACAGCAACUACGAGGCCAGCUUGGCCUUUGAUGGCCUCACGAGCACUUGCUGGUGGAGCAGCUCGACAGAUCCUGGGAGCUGGAUUGGUUUGCACGUGAAGACCGCCGCCCUGUAUGCGCGAUCUGUGCGGCUGGUGGGCUUGAGUGGAAAGGUUAACCCUGACACAAUCUACGUACAAUUCUACAAGGAAGGCCUGUGGUACACACUGCAGAGCUUCACGUACACGGAGGCCUGUGUUGAACUGACCUCGGACUUCUCCACGAUCUUCGGAAAUGAAUUCGACACGGUGGCCCCGACCAUUCUCAGCAGCAUUCCUGAUCUAUCUACAUCCCUGACAGUUAGUGACACGCAGCGUUUGGCCCUCUACUUUUCUGAGCCCAUCGUGAUCAUGUCUGGAAGUGAAGUCAAACUGGUGGAUGCUGGGGCUGAUGGUCUCUGCAGCACCUCUGAUGAUGUGAUCCUCUCCAUUCCGGCAGACCUGCCCACCGCAUAUGUGCGGAACGGGACUGACCCAUGGGUCUACGUCACUGGCAAUAUGAUUCUAGUGAGGUAUCCCUACCAAAACAUGGAGGCAGGAAACUAUCAUUGCCUGCAGGUGGAUCCUGCUGUCAUCCAAGACUUAGCUGGCACACCCUUUCCAGGGCUCUUGGAGAAUGACUUUCGCUUUCUCGUGGCUGCUACGCCCUUCUUGGAUGAGACAGCGCCGGUGUUCGUGGCCACGGAUCCGCCCACGGGUUCCACCAUGGAGGGGCUGCAGCUGAUUACAUUCAAGAUCUUCAUGAGUGAAGCCAUUGCUCCCUGCGACGAAACCUUGAUGGUGCAGACGGCGCAGACACCUGGAGCUCAUGAACUUUACUUGGUAUCGCUCUUGGCCAAUGGCACUGAAGACCCAUCAGGAGAUCGAUUGACAAUCAGCUUCACCCCCGACCCAAGCGUGUUGACACCACAUACCUUCAGCAUCAGUGAUUCAGUCAUCACUGUGAGCCUGAAUCGAAGCUUGCUGAUUGGACAUUCCUACUCGUUGCAGAUCCCAGAAAAUUCCCUGGUGGACCUUUCGACCACCACGGUCUUCGACAUCACCGGCGCCCCGGUGCAGAUCCCCCGGAACUUCGCAGGGCUCCCACUGGGCGAAGUGAUCUUCCAUGUGGUGGAACCGGUGCUGGAACGAAAUCCCUACAAGAAAUCAACAAUCCCCAUCUGGGCCGAAGCUGAAGUUGAGAUGCAGCGCCCCGAUGAAGAGCCGUUGAUCCCCUUCGUGGUGGAUCGCUGCUACAUUGAGCCCAACUGCUCGAAUGACAGCAAUGGCACCGUGGACUGCGGGAAUGGCACCAACGCUACGAUACUAGGUGUCUGUGGGAUGAUGCCACAGAGUGGCGAUGGCUAUUUGGCCGUGCGGGAGAAGGCACUGUGGCUGGAGCCCUACCAUUGGCUGGGUGUGACCACGGGGAAUGGAACAUCUUUCCGUGUGCAGCUGGACGUGUCUUCCGUGAACUCGCCUCCGCUCAUCAAAGCUCGAUCGCUAGCGUUGAAGGUCGAUGCGGGUCUGAUGACUCUCCUGGCGGCUGAUGAUGGCGGAGCUCCCCUGACCUUGGAGGACGAUGAUGUCGGGGAACUGUAUGUGGAGGUGAUCCUCGAACCUCAAGGAGCGCUAAGCAUACUUCCUUCAGCUUGGCGGGACUGGACUGGGCGUGUGAACGUCACCUUCGACUUCCCGCGCGUUCAACCGGACUACGGCUCGUUGGGCCAAGGGGAUUGGUCUCCCACCACGGUGGAGGGAAAGCCUGCAGGCAAGCUGUCAUUUCAUGGUGCCUUGGUGAAGAUGUCCGGCCGCGAAGGUGGUCUGCUCUCAGUGCAAGCAGCUUUGGCCAACCUCACCUACACAGCCCCUGGUGAUUUUGAAGGCUAUGGGCUCAUGAAGGUGGUGGUGCGAGAUGGGGUCUACAUGCGGGAGGACAUUGGAGAGUCGGGCGUGCGUUUGCCCAGCAGUGGUCUCCAAGUGCUCACCAGCGGCUAUGGCACAAGUGCAUUGGCCUUCGAGGAGCAUGAUUUGGACACCAUGGGAUGUGAUUGGAGUGUGCAAGAUGGUGACGGAGCCUUGACAGGUCAGGCCACAUACCACUUGUCGAUCUAUGUGAAGGACCGAGAUCCCUUGGCUUGCUCCUUCAUUGACUUCGAGGAUUGCACCUCCCGAGCCUCGGGCAGUGGCCAAUGCAUGGAUUCUGCAGAGCUCUCUGCCUCGAAGGUGGAGAGUUCCGUGUCGACGAAGAGGGGCUAUCGAGUGCUGCAUCUCUAUUCCCCGAGUCUCGAGGUCACGGUGGUAUCGCCUCUCUCGAUCUUCGUUGCCUUGCGGGGACCGUUGGAUGAGGAUGGCACCUUGGAGCUGGCUGAGCGACUCUACUUUGAGGGCAAUGCUCCAGGUCCCUUCUGGGUUACCCUCUCGGCUGAGUAUGGCAGUGUCACAGCAGAGGGAGAUGGAGUGUAUAGCAAUGGAACCAAGAACUACCUGCACUUCAAGGCCAGAAGUUUGGCCUCAGAGCAGCGAGUGGAUACGGUGGAAUGGCUCAUGGCUUUGAUGGAGAGCAAGGAGGAGAACGAGCUGCAUUUCAGGGUGAAGUUGCUGCCAGCGCAGCAUUUCUGGGGCACUGACUACCUCUACAUCGGUCUGCAAUCUUCACUCGAUCCGCCCAACGCAUCCAAUGUCGGUGGGCGCGAGCUGACCCUCGGUCUGAACUACUCCAUGCAGAUUGAGGUGGUGCCAAAGAGGGAUGAGCCGCAGAUUUAUAUGGCACAUGGCAGCACAGCGGUGGCGCAAGCCGACAAAGCGCACCAAGCCCAACUUGGAUUUGCGUCAGUCAACGCCAGCAUUGUCUAUGUGGACCUAGCAGCCACGGGCCAUGCUCGUGUGCAUGUGAAAUCUCCCUUUGGCGAACUAAGCUUCCCAGAGCUGGACGUGAUGAUGGACGAGGAAGCGCCAGGCUUGACCGAGUUCUUUGCGGAUCAGGAGAGCUUCACUUUAUCUGGAGAGGUCUCGGCUCUGAACCGAGUCCUGGCCCAGCUUCGCUUCACGCCGCCCGCGGAUUCGCCCAAUUCAGGUGCUCUCACGGUGAGCCUGCAGCGGACGCCCUCCUCCGUGGACUGGGAGUCCGAAAGCUCUGCGGGCACCUUUCAGACGGAAGAGGUGUUGGCUCAGAAGGAGAGCGCGGCGCGCGGCGAAGUGGACUUCGCUGUAGCCAUUGAGCCCUUGGCCAAGUCCAAGUUCACCUGUUUCAUCGGCGGCCCUGCCGUGACCUUCGUGAACCCAGGUGAAGAGUCGCGAGACGGUGGAGUUACAGUCUACCCGGAGGCCUCUGCAUCGGUGGAGGUCACUAAGGCGGUGGCUGAGGAGCUGCAUGAGUUCCGGGUCUCCGUGAAGCAUGGCACUUUAGGGCUGGAUGUGAACAAGUUCCCCGCAGCGCGGAUUUGUCCGCCCUUCUAUCCCGAUGUGGGUGGAUGUGCGCAAGACGAAGUGGACGCAUGGGUGAUCUAUGGGCGGAUUGCCGAUGCAGCCUUAGCACUGGAGUCCCUGGUAUAUACACCACCCAUUGGAUAUGCUGGGCAAGAUCUGAUGCGAAUUACUGGAAGCUGCUCUGAAGUGAGUCUAGAGGUGAAGAUGAAUAUCAUCAAAGGCUUCCUGCCACCAGUGGUCCGCUGUUGUGAGCACGAGGUAAUGGAGGUGCAUCGGGCUCUGGAGCCAGCACCUGUGCCGCCCGCGAUCUUGGAGAGCAAUGCCUAUGGGGAGAUCCCUGCAGUGGCGCAGGUGAGAUUCACCACUGAUCUUGGGCAACUGGCCUUUUGGCCGGUGCAAGGCCUCUACUUUGACCAUGGCUUUGACGUGGCCCCCAUCCACAACGUCUCCUCGCAGAUUGUGGCGGAUGGCCCUGGUGCCAUCGUCCAGCACGGCUUAGGCUCUAAGUUGGCCUUGCUCCACAUCCCAGAGACGGAGCCACGUGUGGAGGGAACGCUGGUGGUAGAGGUUCUUGAUGCCCGAUCUGGACUUUCCUCUUCCUGCACCUGUCCCAUCAAAGUGUCGGCUUAUCGGAGAGAAGGCCUUCCGCUCAUUUCCAUCGACAUGCCCACACCCAACACGACUUUCCUGUUGUGUCUUGCACUGCAGAAGACUUUUGCCAGAGUGUUUUGGAGUGUCUCGGGACAACCCAGCUUUGCUGCCUAA
Messenger RNA from Durusdinium trenchii, 8223 nucleotides. The record is from the annotation of a GenBank genome assembly. Lineage: Eukaryota; Dinophyceae; Suessiales; Symbiodiniaceae.